Molecule: messenger RNA, 1115 nt
Organism: Cicer arietinum (chickpea)
Lineage: Eukaryota; Viridiplantae; Streptophyta; Magnoliopsida; Fabales; Fabaceae
Product: cytokinin riboside 5'-monophosphate phosphoribohydrolase LOG3
Biological process (GO): cytokinin biosynthetic process
Cellular component (GO): cytosol; nucleus
Molecular function (GO): hydrolase activity, hydrolyzing N-glycosyl compounds
Source: RefSeq, a predicted model, not a curated record
GGGAGAGUAGUAACAAAGCAAGCAUAGACUAUUUUGUGUUGUAGUUCUUUCAACGCUUUGCUUUUGCUUUAUCCAUUUCACUACCACCUACUAACAAUUUCUUUACUUUAACAACCUUUGUCUUUUGUAACUGUUUUUUAUUACCAACUUAAAUACUAACAAAUGGACACACGCAAUGCUGAGAUAAGACAUCCAAAAUUCAAAAGGAUUUGUGUUUUCUGUGGUAGUAGCCAAGGCAAGAAGAGUAGCUAUCAAGAUGCUGCUAUUCAACUUGGCAAUGAAUUGGUUUCAAGGAACAUUGAUCUUGUGUAUGGAGGAGGAAGCAUUGGUCUAAUGGGUUUAGUUUCUCAAGCUGUUCAUGAUGGUGGUCGCCAUGUCAUUGGAGUUAUUCCCAAGACACUCAUGCCUAGAGAGCUAACUGGUGAAACAGUAGGAGAAGUAAAAGCUGUUGCUGAUAUGCAUCAAAGGAAAGCUGAGAUGGCUAAGCAUUCAGAUGCUUUUAUUGCCUUACCAGGAGGAUAUGGAACACUAGAGGAGCUUCUUGAAGUUAUAACAUGGGCACAACUUGGAAUUCAUGACAAGCCGGUUGGGUUAGUAAAUGUUGAUGGAUACUUUAACUCAUUGUUGUCAUUCAUUGACAAAGCUGUGGAAGAAGGAUUUAUUAGUCCAAAUGCUCGUCACAUAAUUGUAUCAGCACCAACUGCUAAAGAAUUGGUCAAGAAAUUGGAGGAGUAUGUUCCUUGUCAUGAGGGUGUUGCUUCCAAGUUGAGCUGGCAGAUGGAACAACAACUAGCUUAUCCUCAAGAUUAUGACAUCUCAAGGUAGCUAUUAGCUGUGUUUACUUGAAGUGAACGGAAGAUGAUACCAUAUAGAAUUUUGAAGGUGGAAGAAGCUAUUUUCUAAUAUCAGUAUUCUGUUGUUUUCUUUAAUCCUUUUAUUUCUUAUUUCUUAUUUCUUAUGUAAAUUACUUGGAUUUGACAUGAACCUGUUAAAGUGAAACUACUAUAUUACCUUGUUAUAAACUUUGAUUUUAUUAAAGUUGUAACUUGUAAGUAACUAAGUGUCCUCUUCUUAACUUAUUACUAUUCAAUGCUGAUUAGUAGUUUUUAUGAUUA